AUGACAUCAGAACAUGUCACGACCGACGAGUACCCUAAGGAAUUGUGGAUGGUACUAAGAAUGUGUAAAACACCUGUAUCUGAUUGGUUAAUCGUAGAUGAUAAGACAAAAAUUCAUCGACGUCCACAUCUUCACGAAUUUCUAAGAUUAUUAUUGGAUAAAGCAGAAUAUCGUUCUUAUGCCUCUUAUAAUAGUGUUACCGACGGCAUAUUUAAAUUCCACUUACCAUCAAAAGUUGCUAAGUUAUGGCAACAUGUUAAAGGUCGACAUGGUGGACACGAGAUGACAUAUGACAAAUUGGCGCGAGCAAUUAGGUUCUAUUACAAACUGGAUAUUAUACGACCAACAGCAGGACAAUUUACUUUUCGUUUUGGACCAAAUUCGGGUUUUGGAACAGUAUGGAAACCUGAGCAGAAUGAGGAAAUAAGACGAUUGCCGUUUAAAAAGCGACCAUACAGAAAUCCUGAUAUAACAGAAGAUGACUAUCGAACAAAAGGUUGGGUGAGAGUGCCAGCUCCAAGUCAAUGUAAGCAAAAUUUCACCAAUGAUUCUUCAUAA
This is a messenger RNA of Didymodactylos carnosus, 558 nucleotides long. The record is from the annotation of a GenBank genome assembly. Lineage: Eukaryota; Metazoa; Rotifera; Eurotatoria; Philodinida; Philodinidae.